AUGGACAGAGCCAGUCGAGUACUCGCUGAAGGCCUCCCCGAAGGCAUGCCUAACACAUAUGCCGCCCUCGCAGCCCAUGGUGACCAGUACCUCUACCCAUACGAAGAAAAUGCCCUCGUCGAGUUCUUGUUACACCAGAGCACGCUUGGACGGCCGGUGCGAAUGAAGCAUAUAGCCUCGUUAGCGUUCAGUGCCACUCGCCACCGGCCACCAGCGGACAGGCCGCUCAAGCCUCCUGGGGUGAACUGUGCGAAAGGACUCGAACGGCGUCGUCCAGAGCUGUAG
Messenger RNA from Lindgomyces ingoldianus, 285 nucleotides. RefSeq lists its product as uncharacterized. The coding region runs from base 1 to 285 and encodes 94 amino acids. NCBI's taxonomy places the organism in Eukaryota, Fungi, Ascomycota, Dothideomycetes, Pleosporales, Lindgomycetaceae. The record is from RefSeq and is a predicted model, not a curated record. The transcript is spliced from 2 exons.